CAUAAAAAAAAAAACCCCAAACACCUGUCCCCCCGAAGACCCACCCCUCAAGACUGUCACAGAGUUCAGGAAACUCCCUUUUUUGAAGUCUUCAUUAUUUCCUUUAAUUUUCUUUCACAAACGAACCUGUGUCUGAAUCUCUGGACGACCAGGCAGUCUGUUUUUGAGCCCUUGAAGAGAAAGAUGAAGAUGAAGGCAGUGAAGCUACUUGAAGGCCUUGAUCAAGACCUUCAUGGUGCUGAACAGGUGGCUAAGAAGGAACUUGAGGAAGAAGAAGAAGAAGAAGGAGUUAAAGUGAACGGACGGCCUACGCUAAUGAAGAGUCCCAAAUCCAUGGAAGACAAUUUAACACUGACACAAUUGUCUAACACCCUUCAAACCCCAUCUCAGAUCACUACUUUCCCUUCUUCCCUGGUCUGCUCUCUCUCUAUCUCUCUCUCUCUCUCUCCCCCCCUGGUAUUCUUGAAUUGUGGACUACUAUCAGAUCUGGUUCGUUGUUGCAGGGCAAGCGAAAGAGGAAGCCCAAAUUGAUGACUGACGAUAUUUCUGAAAUCCUCAAUAAGAAGAAGAAGAGAAGCCCUUCGGCUUCCAAAUAUAAGAAUGUAGAACAUGAUCUUGCUAGCAGAUAUUUGGGCUGUAAGCACAAAAAAGCCUUAAUUGGUGGGUCAGAUAGUCCUAGUCAAGUGAAGUUGCCCACCGUCAUUCGAGCAGAGGAGGUUCAGACAAGCCUAGGAACUGAAUUCCCAAGUUUUGUCAAAUUGUUGGUUAGAUCACAUGUUGCUAGUUGUUUCUGGAUGGGUCUUCCUGGGACAUUCUGCAAGACACACUUGCCAAGAAAGGACACUACAGUUACACUGGAAGAUGAAAGUGGGGAACAAUUUGUGAUCAAAUAUCUUGCAGGAAAGACAGGACUUAGCGCAGGGUGGAGGAAUUUUGCCGUUGGACACAAAUUACUUGAAGGAGAUGUUCUGGUCUUCCACUUAAUGGAACCUAACAAAUUCAAGGUGUACAUAAUAAGGGCAAAUGAUUUGACUGAUGUGGAUGGUGCUCUCAGCCUCUUAAAUUUGGAUGCUCUUACAAAACAAAAUGAAUCAGAAAAUGCGGAGACAGUUCUUACUGUUCCUAAAAGCAAGAAGCAUCGUCCAAAGUCUCUUCCACUUACUGAGGUCCAAAAGAAGAAUAAAAGGGAAAAACUGUCAAUAUCAAUACAUCAAUUACCUCAGUCACUAGAACAAUCUGGAAAUGAGAGUGAAGAGGUUGGUUCGGAAGUUCUGGAAGGUUCUAAAUUCUCUGGGACUGCUGUUCGAUUCAAGGAUAUCAAAAGCUUUGAGGACUUCCACAUUAUGGUGAAUGGGAUGUGCAUAGACUCUGAAAUCCCUAAACACAUACAAAUCAAGUACUAUGAGCUCUGCCGCAGUAAGAAUGCAUACCUUCAUGAUCGUCUUCUCCCUGGCCUUUGCUGUACGCUGGUAGCAGGUAUUAUCUUCGAAAUUGUCAACAUUGCAGAUGCUAUUAGAGUUUGCAAGCUCACAACCUCCCGGUAUGAAUUUUCUGCGUGGGAGAAGUCCUUGAAGUCUUUUGAACUUUUGGGCAUGAAUGUUGGAUUUAUACGUUCCCGUGUUCGCUGGCUUUUAAGCCUCGCCUUUGACUCGGAAGGUGGUGCCUCAGACACAAAGAGAUACUUGGAAGCUAAAACUGAACGAAGUCGUGCUGAAAAUGAGAUUAAGAAUCUCGAAGCAAAACUUUUGGAAUUAAGAGAAGUCACUGUAAAAUCUGAUGCUAAUAUUGAGACUCUGAAAUCAAAGGCUGAGAGCUAUGAGCUAAAUUUUAAAAAAGAGGUCAGUGCUCCGUGGUAAUAUUCCCCAUUGCAAGUCCCAACAAUGUACUUUCUUUCGCAUGUCACUGGAGAAAAUGCCCAAGUGUAUAAGAUAUGUCAUGCUCGUGUUUGAGAACAAAACCAGGAAGUAGCAUCGUUAGUACUCGGCUAUGAGCUCUGCUUUACCUUGCUAGGUUUUUUUAUAUAGACAAUGCUGAAGUGAAACUUGAAAAGGAAUUAUGGCAGUGCUAUUUUGUGAUGUGAAUAUCUGCUGGGCUCCGAGAAGGAGCCUAAUGUGAAACUCUCUCCCUCCCUGGCCUAAGACAUUUUUCUUCUGUUUCUGUAGUUUAACUCUUAAUGAAAUAGUUUUCAUGUAGCUUUUCUCGGAAGUGGAAGGAGAGAUACGACAGUUUCUUCUGACAAUGAUAUUCCUGAAUCAGCUGGAGAAUUUCCAAUUUUGUUAGCAGCAAACAGGUUAGAGCGUGUUAAUUAAUUUGAGUUGAUCUACGGUGAUAAAGAAGCAAGCAAAGUGGCAGAUGGUUUGGCAAAAGAGCAGUGAUGUUCUGGCUCGGUCAGUUACUGGAAGAACGCUCCAUCUGCUGAUUUAUGGAAUGCAAAGUCUCAGAAUUAUAAACAGUGCUCAUUUUCUUAUGCCAGUAUUCUGGUAGUCUUGUUUUGAUCCUUUUCAUCCAGAGGAAGGAAUCAUGGGAAACAAGCUCCGACCUUGUUCAUAGACUUUGAGUUCAGGUUGUGCAGUUGGAUGCACUCGCAGCUGUCCAAUGAGGCUGUGUAUUGUUUGCAUGUAUCAAUGUUUUCUUGAUAGGAAUUAGCUUAUGUCAAUGUGAUUGUGCUAUGCACCUACUAAAUACUGGCAAUAUCAGAUGUUCUGCAUAUGAUCUAAAUCUGAGAGCCUCAUUUGUUCCUCGCCCGGGUGGAUUAUGAUUGUCUAUUCAACCAUUUAUAUAACCAAAAUCACGAUAGGCAACACAAGAAGGUGAAUGCAAAGCUGGGACUCAGCUUAUAGACUGCGGCUUCAGUUUUUUUUUGGCAGGGAUGCCAACCCACGGGCUGUUUCGGUGCUGCUAUUAGCAUUAGCACAAGAACUGUCCCCGUGUGGUUGAGAGUUGAGACCAUUGUCUAUGAUAUUGAAGAAACACCAG
Molecule: messenger RNA, 2976 nt
Organism: Ilex paraguariensis (yerba mate)
Lineage: Eukaryota; Viridiplantae; Streptophyta; Magnoliopsida; Aquifoliales; Aquifoliaceae
Source: the annotation of a GenBank genome assembly